Messenger RNA from Myodes glareolus (Bank vole), 1385 nucleotides. The record is from RefSeq and is a predicted model, not a curated record. Lineage: Eukaryota; Metazoa; Chordata; Mammalia; Rodentia; Cricetidae.
UGUCUUUCAGGCAUUACAGAUGUGCCGCCACACUCACCUCAUAGCUUAUUCCUGACUAAAUGGAACCGGGAUACGCCAUCUAAACUUCUAGUUUUGACUAAAUGGAACCUGGGACACACCAUCUAAACUUCUAGUUUUAAUUUAAAAAUCAGAUCUCAAGCCACCUGUCCAGCUGACUACAGAAUCCUGGGGUCAUUUACCAUGGAAGACGAGUUCUUUGGAGAAAAGAGCUUCCAGCAUCACUGUGCAGAGUUCAUCAAACAUUCACAGCAGAUAGGCGACGGUUGGGAGUGGAGAACGGCCAAGGAAUGUUCUGAUGGCUACAUGUGCAAAACACAGUUUCAAAUAAAAAAUGGGAUGACGGCAUCACAUCUGGGAACACCUGCCAGUGUACACGUGUGUCUUCCAACAGAGGAGGAUCUGGAGCUGCCCGUGGAUGGUUCCGAAGUGGCGGAGUCCACAACAGCGUCGGAAGUGAUCAAAUACGAGUAUCACAUCUUAUACUCCUGCAGCUACCAAGUGCCAGUUCUCUACUUUAGGGCAAGCUUUUUAGAUGGGAGACCGUUAGUUCUGAAGGAUAUAUGGGAAGGAGUCCACGACUGCUACAAGACACGACUGCUGCAGGGACCAUGGGACACCAUUACCCAGCAGGAGCAUCCAAUACUUGGGCAACCAUUUUUUGUUCUACAUCCCUGCAAGACAAAUGAAUUCAUGACUGCUGUGCUGAAAAAUUCGCAGAAAAUCAAUAGAAAUGUCAACUACAUCACAUCAUGGCUGAGCAUCGUGGGGCCAGUUGUUGGUCUGAAUCUACCUCUGAGCUAUGCUAAAGCCACAUCGCAGGACGAGUCAUCUGUUGACAAGCAAGUCUUCCGCUGAUCCUAGAGACUACAGCAAGCCUCAGUGCUUAUGGAACUGGGACUGCAGUACCUCAUGUCAUCAAGAUUUGAUGCAGAUUUCUUUCCUUGGGAAGAAGUCUACAAAACUGUUUGGAAUAGUGGUUGUGUGGAAGGAACACAUCGCAGAUUCAGAUAACUAUACCUAGCAAAAAUGAGUCUAUCUAACCCAGUGACGUUGUAAUGCUGACCUCAUCAGGGCUCACCCAGGCCAUUUUACUACGGGCACAGUUCUUUUUCUGUUGUGGAGAAUGGUGGAGAAAUGCAUUUGUGUGUUUAGUUUUGCAUAAGAUGAAUGGAAAUUGCCUUUAAUCCCAGCACUCAGGAGGCAGAGGCAGGUGGAUCUCUGUGAGUUCAAGGCCAGCCUGGUCUACAGAGCGAGUUCCAGAACAGGAUCCAAAGCUAUACAGAGAAACCCUAUCUCAAAAAACCAGAGAGGGGGGGGAGAGGAUGUAUGGAAAUUAAAAUGUAGAACUUACUUGUCUCUGGAAA